Messenger RNA from Otolemur garnettii (small-eared galago), 3594 nucleotides. It is a transcript of the gene CHUK, whose product is annotated as conserved helix-loop-helix ubiquitous kinase. The record is from RefSeq and is a predicted model, not a curated record. Gene Ontology annotation, molecular function: ATP binding; IkappaB kinase activity. Gene Ontology annotation, cellular component: cytoplasm; IkappaB kinase complex. NCBI's taxonomy places the organism in Eukaryota, Metazoa, Chordata, Mammalia, Primates, Galagidae. Gene Ontology annotation, biological process: tumor necrosis factor-mediated signaling pathway; peptidyl-serine phosphorylation; positive regulation of transcription by RNA polymerase II. Bases 88 to 2325 code for a protein of 745 amino acids. The transcript is spliced from 21 exons.
CGCGAGAAGAGAGGCGCGCGAGCCUCGGCGGCCCGGAACCGGCCUUGGAACAACGGCGGAGCUUGAGGCCGCUUGCCCUCCCGCCCCAUGGAGCGGCCCCCGGGGCUGCGGCCGGGCGCGGGCGGGCCCUGGGAGAUGCGGGAGAGGCUGGGCACUGGCGGCUUCGGGAACGUCUGUCUGUACCAGCAUCGGGAACUUGAUCUCAAAGUAGCAAUUAAGUCUUGUCGCCUCGAGCUAAGUACCAAAAACAGAGAACGAUGGUGCCAUGAAAUCCAGAUCAUGAAGAAGUUGAACCAUACAAAUGUUGUAAAAGCCUGUGAUGUUCCUGAAGAACUGAAUAUUUUGAUUAAUGAUGUGCCUCUUCUAGCAAUGGAAUACUGUUCUGGAGGUGAUCUCCGGAAGUUACUCAACAAACCAGAAAAUUGUUGUGGACUUAAAGAAAGCCAGAUACUUUCUUUACUAAGUGACAUAGGGUCUGGGAUUCGAUAUUUGCAUGAAAACAAAAUUAUACAUAGAGAUCUAAAACCUGAAAAUAUAGUUCUUCAGGAUGUUGGUGGAAAGGUAACACAUAAAAUAAUUGAUCUGGGAUAUGCCAAAGAUGUUGAUCAAGGAAGUCUAUGUACAUCGUUUGUGGGGACAUUGCAGUAUCUGGCCCCAGAGCUCUUUGAGAAUAAGCCUUACACAGCCACUGUUGAUUAUUGGAGCUUUGGGACCAUGGUGUUUGAAUGUAUUGCUGGAUAUAGGCCUUUUUUGCAUCAUCUGCAGCCAUUUACCUGGCAUGAGAAGAUUAAGAAGAAGGAUCCAAAAUGUAUAUUUGCAUGUGAAGAGAUGACAGGAGAAGUUCGGUUUAGUAGUCAUUUGCCCCAACCAAAUAGCCUUUGUAGUUUAAUAGUAGAACCCAUGGAGAACUGGCUACAGUUGAUGCUGAAUUGGGACCCUCAGCAAAGAGGAGGACCUAUUGAUCAUACUUUGAAGCAACCAAGAUGCUUUUUAUUAAUGGAUCAUAUUCUGAAUUUGAAGAUAGUACACAUCCUAAAUAUGACUUCUGCAAAGAUAAUUUCUUUUUUGCUACCACCUGAUGAAAGUCUUCAUUCACUACAGUCUCGUAUUGAGCGUGAAACUGGAAUAAGUACUGGUUCUCAAGAGCUACUUUCAGAGACGGGAAUUUCUCUGGAUCCUCGGAAGCCAGCUUCUCAAUGUGUUCUAGAUGGAGUUAGAGGCUGUGAUAGCUACAUGGUUUAUUUGUUUGAUAAAAGUAAGACUGUAUAUGAAGGGCCAUUUGCUUCAAGAAGUUUAUCUGAUUGUGUAAAUUAUAUUGUACAGGACAGCAAAAUACAACUUCCAAUUAUACAGCUGCGUAAAGUAUGGGCUGAAGCCGUGCACUAUGUGUCUGGGCUAAAAGAAGACUAUAGCAGGCUCUUUCAAGGACAAAGAGCAGCAAUGUUAAGUCUGCUUAGAUAUAAUGCUAAUUUGACAAAAAUGAAGAAUACUUUGAUCUCAGCAUCACAGCAACUGAAAGCUAAAUUGGAAUUUUUUCACAAAAGCAUUCAGCUUGACUUGGAGAGAUAUAGUGAGCAGAUGACUUAUGGGAUAUCUUCAGAAAAAAUGCUAAAAGCAUGGAAAGAAAUGGAAGAAAAGGCCAUUCACUACGCUGAGGUUGGUGUCAUUGGAUACCUGGAGGAUCAGAUUAUGUCCUUGCACACUGAAAUCAUGGAGCUGCAAAAGAGCCCCUAUGGAAGACGCCAGGGAGACUUGAUGGAAUCUCUGGAACAACGAGCCAUUGAUCUUUAUAAGCAGUUAAAGCACAGACCUUCAGAUCACUCCUACAGCGACAGCACAGAGAUGGUGAAGAUCAUUGUGCAUACUGUGCAGAGUCAGGAUCGUGUUCUCAAAGAGCUGUUUGGUCAUCUGAGCAAGUUGUUGGGCUGUAAGCAGAAGAUUAUUGACCUACUCCCCAAGGUGGAAGUGGCCCUCAGUAACAUCAAAGAAGCUGACAAUACUGUCAUGUUUAUGCAGGGAAAGAGGCAGAAAGAAAUAUGGCAUCUCCUUAAAAUUGCUUGUACACAGAGUUCUGCACGGUCCCUAGUAGGGUCCAGUCUAGAAAGUGCCGAAACCCCCCAAGCAUCAGCAUGGCUGCCCCCAACUUCAGCAGAACGUGAACAUUCUCUGUCAUGCGUGGUAACUCCUCAAGAUGGGGAGACUUUAGCACAAAUGAUAAAAGAAAAUUUGAACUAUCUUGGCCGUGUAAGCACUAUUAUUCGUGAAGCAAAUGAGGAACGUGGCAGUAGUAUGAUGAAUCUUGACUGGAGUUGGUUAACAGAAUGACUUGCCACUUAUUCAGUGUCCCUAAACUGAUGGAAGUUGCUGCUACAUGUGUUGGAAAUUUGUUUUUUCCCCUGAAACCAUUCUUCAGACACCCGUCAGUGGAAGAAAUGUCUGUAAUCAAAAAAGCUACAUUUCUACUGUGAUCAGAAAAACAUGAUUUUACAAACAUAAUAUUGUGAUUUUGAGUAAUUUUAGUCUCUGACCCAAUAAGAUUUUAUAAAAAGUCAAUGGACUUUAUAUAUUUGUUUUAAUACCACCGAUACUUUGGGGCCUCUCCUUGUCAUUCAUUUGUCUUUAAAUUUGGUAGAACAUUACUUAUUUAACUGACAAAAAUAUUUUCUAAAGUUUUAACUAUUGAGCAUAAGGCCAUUUGUAGUAUUGUUGAGAAGAAAACCUCAAAUAACAUGCAUUUUAAGUGUAAGUUAAAUGGAAGAGACUGCUUACAAGUAAAGUUGUACUUUGAGAAUAAACCCUACCUCCUUGUGUUGCACUCAAUAAGUUCUCUUCCCGGCAUCAUAAAGAGUUGGCUUAAUCCCGUUUUUAAUUUUACUGCACAUUAACAGUAUCCCGUUCUUACAGAAGGGGUUGUGCAUCUGCCUUUAAUACCAAUUGACUUUCAUAAAUCAUGUUAAGUAUGACAUGUGUAUAUGUAUUUAAGAUGUACAUUUAAUAAUAGCAAAGAGAAGAUGGCUGUUAAUUUAUAAUGUAUUUGAAAGCAUGUAUUUUUUUAAUUUGUAAAAAUGGGUGAAUUGUUUAAAUAAUCUUUUGUGUCUUGUCAUGCAAUUUAUACUGCACUCUUUAAUCUGUGAUUGUAAUACCAAAAUCCAAAAAGCUUUGAAAACAAGGUUUUCAUAAGCUUAGGGACAAAACUCAUUUGCUUGCAAAUCUAAUCUGAACUGACACCAAAAUUUAUUUAUCCCAGUUAGUAUGAAUAUUUGUUUAUUUUGCUUCAGGAAAAAUUAAUGUGUUUGAUGAUUGGGAGGAGGGGUGCUAAGGCUUAUUGUAGAAGGCUGAGAGUUAAUGUAGUAUGGUAUAUGCACUGAAUUACCUUUCUAAAAUCUGAACAUUUUCUAAAUCUGAAACAAGGGUUUCAGAUAAAGGAUUGUGGAUAUUUACACCUGUAAUUUAAUUUGUUUUUAAAAAUGUGAAAUGCUUUUAUAUUCUAGACAGUUUUUCACUUUAUGUAUUAAAUGAUUUUAAAUGACCUUCUGAAUCUCUAUUCUUAUAAAAAUCAGAUAAUAGAAUAAUUGAAUAUGGCUUGGGAAAAUA